Molecule: messenger RNA, 1851 nt
Organism: Medicago truncatula (barrel medic)
Lineage: Eukaryota; Viridiplantae; Streptophyta; Magnoliopsida; Fabales; Fabaceae
Product: allene oxide synthase 1, chloroplastic
Exons: 1
Coding region: 113-1561 (482 amino acids)
Biological process (GO): sterol metabolic process
Molecular function (GO): oxidoreductase activity, acting on paired donors, with incorporation or reduction of molecular oxygen; monooxygenase activity; heme binding
Source: RefSeq, a predicted model, not a curated record
CAAAUCCUUUAAAAUCCGAUCAAAUGAAGUCUCAUUCUCACUUUUGAAAACAACCUAUAGUUAUUACAAGCAAGUUCAGCCAUCUUUUGACCAAACACAAACCACUCCAACAAUGGCUUCCUCAUCAGAAACCUCCUCAACCAACCUCCCCUUGAAACCAAUCCCAGGAAGCUACGGUCUUCCCAUCAUCGGACCCCUCCAUGACAGACAUGACUACUUCUACAACCAAGGACGUGACAAAUACUUCCAAACCAGAAUCGAAAAAUACAACUCCACUGUCCUCAAACUCAACAUGCCACCAGGUGGUUUCAUCGCUCCAGACCCAAAAGUCAUCGCUCUUCUCGACGGUGCUUCCUUCCCCAUCCUCUUCGACAACGCCAAAGUCGAAAAACGUGACGUCCUCGACGGUACUUUCAUGCCUUCCACUGAUUUCUUCGGUGGUUACCGUACCUGUGCUUUUCAAGAUACAGCUGAACCUUCCCAUAGCCUCCUCAAACGCUUCAUCUUCCACAUCCUUUCAUCAAAACACGACACUUUCAUUCCACUCUUUCAAACUAACCUAACUGAACAUUUCACCGAUCUUGAAAAAGAACUCGCUGGAAAACAUCAAAAAGCUAGCUUCAACACUUCCAUUGGAGGCAUAACCUUCAACUUCCUCUUCAAACUCAUCACUGACAAAAACCCUAGCGAAACUAAAAUUGGUGACUCUGGUCCAACCCUAGUUCAAACAUGGCUUGCAGCUCAGCUAGCUCCUUUAGCUACAGCUGGUUUACCAAAAAUCUUCAACUACCUUGAAGAUGUUCUCAUCAGAACUAUUCCGAUCCCGGCAUGGACAGUGAAGUCUAGCUACAAUAAACUCUACGAAGGUUUAAUGGAAGCUGGAACAACUGUACUUGAUGAAGCUGAAAAAAUGGGCAUAAAAAGAGAAGAAGCUUGUCACAACCUUGUCUUCACGUUAGGGUUCAACGCUUUUGGUGGUUUAACAAACCAGUUUCCGAUCUUGAUCAAGUGGGUUGGAUUAGCUGGUGCUGAUCUACACAAAAAACUUGCUGAUGAAAUCAGGGCUAUUGUUAGAGAAGAAGGUGGGGUGAAUUUAUAUGCGUUGGAUAAGAUGACUUUGACUAAAUCAACGGUGUAUGAAGCUUUAAGAAUUGAACCUGCUGUUCCAUAUCAAUAUGCUAAAGCUAGGGAGGAUCUAGUGGUGCAGAGCCAUGAUGCAUCUUUUGAGAUCAAGAAAGGUGAAAUGAUCUUUGGAUAUCAACCGUUCGCUACAAAAGAUGCUAAGAUCUUUGACAAACCUGAGGAUUUUAUUGCUGAGAGGUUUAUUGGCGAUGGAGAGAAGCUGUUGAAACAUGUGUUUUGGUCCAAUGGACGUGAGACUGAUGAGGCUACACCUGAUAAUAAAAUCUGUCCUGCUAAGAAUCUGGUGGUGCUCUUGUGUAGGUUGUAUUUGGUGGAAUUCUUCUUGAAUUAUGAUACUUUUACCUUUGAUUUUAAACCAUCUGUUUUGGGUCCCACUAUUACCAUCAAGUCACUUGUUAAGGCUUCAUCCACCGUCUGAUCAGUGAUCAUCAUUGAUCCUUACAAGACCUACCUGCAUUUCUAUGGAUUGAGUAAUGUUUUUUUAUGUUAUGUUAAUGUUAAUCAUGUAGUUACAUUAAAUAAAGUUCUUUUUCUGGGUGGGAACUGCACUUAUUGGUAUUGGAAGGAUCGCUGGGUUUGUUUAAUUUAUUUAUUGCUUUGUGUGUGACUGCUAUUUAUUUAUAUUUUGCAGAGUGACAUGUUUACAUUAUGGUUACUAAAUUGUUUUCCUGAAACUUUUUUUAUCAGAAAAACGAGCAUUUCACUCAA